AUGGCCGCUGUGAAAGGCGAGGGGAGGGUCUGCCCCAAUGCAAAUAUCCACCACUUUGUGCGCCUUGGACUCCCUGACAACUCAGCCUGCUUCCAACACAAACAAGUGUCCCAAGUUUUCACCCAAGGAAUGACUAGAGGCAAAGUCGAGAUGAGGACAGCGCAGCAUCCCAAAUACGUGCACCUGCUGAGGACCACAUAG
This is a messenger RNA of Knipowitschia caucasica, 201 nucleotides long. NCBI's taxonomy places the organism in Eukaryota, Metazoa, Chordata, Actinopteri, Gobiiformes, Gobiidae. The record is from the annotation of a GenBank genome assembly.